This is a messenger RNA of Porites evermanni, 4942 nucleotides long. The record is from the annotation of a GenBank genome assembly. Lineage: Eukaryota; Metazoa; Cnidaria; Anthozoa; Scleractinia; Poritidae.
AUGACCAAUUACAAGAACUUUAACGAUGAUGACUUCGAUGGAGACUGGGAUUAUUAUUACGAUUAUGAACCAGAAACUAAGGCGAGUAAUAAUGUAGAUGAGUUACAUGGAGUAUAUGAUGAAACACAGCCAACAAGUGUCUCUACCUUGGUCGAGAAUUUACACAAUACAGUAACCACUGACCAGCUGUUAUUGCCUCCUUUUCCGUUUGAAGAUCCCUGUCCUUCUUCGUGGCCACCCAAAACGACUGGUUUGUUACUUGAAGAAACACCGGCUGUGCCUAACCUGAUUUAUGAGACGGUAUGAGAAACUUGCUGCCAUUUACUGAUAAAGUAGACCAAUUAGCAGACAGCUUUAAGAUGGGAACUGAAUUUGAUCUACCCGUCCCGGACACUAAUCCGCUGCUGACUGCAACAGCCAUACAUAGUAAGACUGCUGACACUACAAUUUUGCGGCACUAUCCUCCAGCUGAUCAUGAGCCAAUGGCAGAACCAGCCACGACCUACCACCAGCAACUGUUGAUAUCUUGCCAUCCCCAUAUCCAGGUGACGGAGUGGAUCCGAUUCAGUAUUUUGGGCUUAAUCAUGGCAAACCAGAGUUAUCAGGUUACACUAAAGUAGCUGCCAGGGCGCCUCAGCCACCAAAGACACAAGAUGUAAAUCCGCAGUCAACAGCCAUUACUCAUACUACUCCGAGCUCGGCUAACCAAGCUCCAGGAUAAACCACCCGAUCUCCCUAUGAAGAGUUUCCCACAGGUAACCUAGUCGCCGUGCAUUCUGGAAACCAGACAACCAACCCAAUCCCUGCUCAAAGCGUCAAGGUGACGGCUGUGACUAAGGUCAAUAACCACAUAAACUCCUCUACCACUCAGUAUACAGGCAGUAGUAUUGUGCCAGCGUUGAGCUAUCAAGCGGCUACCAAGGCAGCACAGGGUAACCAGUCAACUCCUCCCAACAAUGGUGUUAGAGGUCCUGCUCCUAACAAUGGACAGCCUCCUGCACCCUUUAUGACGGAAAUAGCCACUAAUUCUACCAGACUGCGUUCACCGGGAGAACUCACAGUCGACGUAUGGAUAAAUGGUAAGCCCACACGUUGCUUGAUAGACACUGGAGCAGCUGUUUCUGUACUUGACACUAAACACCUUGAGUUCCUGUGGUCGACGUGGCGCUCUACCUGCUACUCGAAAAGGGCUAUUUCCAACGGCAGAUUGCCACCUAUGCUCUCCUGACCUUACAAGAGUCAUACUUUUCCACAGACUUCCUCUUAGUCAUCUACGACCUUUUAACCAACAACCACGAGGACUUUGCUGGUUAUUUAUACUUACAAUAUUGUUCCCAUGCGCCCAAGAUUGUGACCGCAGCGCACAAUCUGUAUCCGUCUCUCUUUCACGGAGCAGGGUUCUUCUGGGGAGAACCGUGACAUUUUAUGUAAUUUUAUACGUUGCAAUUAUUUUUCAUUAAUUUACUGUUCCUGACAUUUUCCUUGACUUAUUUAAUCUAUGUUCUUAGUUUAUUUACGUAAUUCGACUUUCACUUUUUCAAUUUACAUGUCUUUCUUGCUUUUCAUUGAAACCCUGAGGCCAGCCGUUAUCCACCUGUGUAGCUUUUAAAAGAAAUUGUUGUAAAACAAACUUAGGUUUCCACCAAUAGUCUUGUAGAAAUGAUUGUUGUGUUCUGUAAUGUACCUCGCUAGUACCUGACCUAAUCUGUAUUGCAUCAUCGACUUAGAGUAUUUACACCCGUGUUUCGUAAGAUUUUCUUCAGUUAUGUUUUGACUGUACCCGCAGUAUAGUCUUGGAUUAAACUUCUACGUUGGACCCAAGUUCUGUUGUGAUCAUUGUCUCAAGGGUAUUCAUCAGGUGUAAGAGAUUCUGUGCUUCCCGCAGCCAGCGAGUGUCCCCAGGAAAAGGCCUAUCCCAGAGAGUUUUAGAGUUUUUCUCCAUCUGUCAGUUUACUAUUUUGUGAAGGCUAGACCUGUUUUUACAGUUGGCCAGCCCAGCGAAGUGUUCUACUGAGCUUUAGUCUCAUUCCGUCUUUCAGUUAUCCAAAUCAUCCCCUGGAUUAUCUUUCUAUUUGUCCAGCGUAACGCCGCGCCUUUUGCGAGAGUUAAAGACGAAGAACACCCUAAAAACCUAACGUCACACAAUAAUGCAUUUCAUUGCAUUGCAUCUUUUUAUAUUGAUGUUAAUUCAAUUUAGUAUCCAUUUUCUUACUCAUACAUGCAUAACUAGUAGUUAAGGAUUUUUUUUACAAGUUAUGAUCCCUGAGUAUGUUUUACCUCAUGCACAAAAGUAACUUUUCAUAUUAUUUGCUAUGCAAGGUUUAUUUAAUUCGGGUCUGAAUUCCUCUUUUUGACUAGCUCAGGUUAUGUAUCUAUUUGCAGAAAUAAAACAACUUAUCAGUACAUGCAAUCUGAGUGCUUCUUUAACGACUUUCAAUAACGAAUUCUGCAAUUUUGUUGAAAGUUGUUUCAUGCAUCGUUUACUCACGAGUGAGAAGUGUUAACUCAGUUUUGUUUAAUAAACAUACUCAUUAUACUUUUAACUCAAAAUAAUGAGUGUUUUCCACUCCCUAUUUUGUGUUUGAGAUUCUCCUCAUUUUGCGAGUAAUUGUACUCAAAAUACCGAGUAAAAUGAGACAGUUACUCAAAAGUGGGAGUGAGAUUCACUCAAUCGAAAAAUGGCAUUUUUUGCAGUGUACUUACUUUUCCGUAUACUGUAAAAUUUGCUUUUGGGUGUCACUGAGCCCACAAAUAUCGGCGUCUCUUCCAGUUUGACCACUUUCCAAUUUUCGCUUGCACCAUAAGUACAUCAUUCAUCUGAGCAAGGUUCAGCCUUUUAACCAAAACAUGUUGAUGGUUGUUGAUGGUUUUCAGCACCUCGAAGACGAGUUUUUCACCAAAGCACUUGCCUUCAGCUCUGUGUGACAUCAAACUUUCAACCUCUGCCGGUUUGAUUCAAUAGGCCUCCUACUACAAUUUCCACGGGCAAUUGCCACUUACCAGCACAAGUCCCGCCUUCAUGGCUGGGAACUCAACUCUGGUCAUUGACCUUUCAAUUGUGAACUUUUAUUCAUGGACUUUUCUUAGUUUUCUGUGCUUUUUUCGCCGAGGAUGGCUCAAUUUACGGUGGGAGAAAUGUUAGGGAGAAUAUAGCUAUUUUUGCUGAUUUGUAAUAUGUUUGUCCAGAUUAAGUGCAAGGCAUUUUCAACUAAGUUUCUAGUGUUAAACAAUAAAAAUGGAAGCGAUGGAAAAUGUUCACAGUGCGCACGUUUUUGACUUGACAUUAUUAAAGGAAUUUUAUUCAGUGUUUGGGAUUUAUUGCAAAAUUCAUUUGUUUCGGGAAAUAUUUAUAGGUUAAGGAAAAAUAUCAUAAAAAGCAAUUUGGCUCAUUUUACUUGGUGUUAACUCCUACGCAUCAGCACUGAUCAAACGACAUCCUCUCCCGAUAUGAGAAAAUGAUUUCUGUUGAUUCAUUCUCCUUGGUCUUGUUGAAGGGAAAUGUUGAUUGAAGAGUUACGUUAGCCACUUGUGGCAAUUGUUACAAUAUAUGUUUAUAGUGGAGUUGUUGUAAGCGUUCUUGUUGAUUGGUUUGAGUAAGCUACUUCUUUAUUAGUAGUAUUGGUUUUUCUAAGUUAAUUGAUGAUGGAUAGAAAGUUUCUCCUGACAUGAAUUCGGUACACGGUAACACUUCUGUUCACGAGAUAUGUUUAAUUAGAGCCUUUGGCAGAUAACAAAGCCUUGUUUAUAUUAAGUAUUUCGUCUAGGUUAACAUUUUUGACCUUAGUCUGGUCUUCCUUCGAUAUUUACCAGGAAAUGACUACCCUCCUUGUUUUUAAGAGUUUUAAGCAUGUUUCUUUGAGUUUUUAACCGAAUUCUUGGCAGUGGAUAACUUUAAUUAGGUUUAGUGAUUUUAUAGGUGUUUUUGUAGUUAAAAAACUAUUGUUUUAAAUUCUGCCUUGCACUUUGAAGUGCAUUUUUAAUUUACCCUUUUAGUUUGCGAUCACAUUCCUGGUUAAAUUAUGGAAAAGUUGAAGCCAAUCAUCUUCGAUGAAGAAGCUUAACACCUUCUGAAAAUUGACAACAACCUUAGAAUUUCAAACUGUAAUUUUAGAUGAAAGGACAGACAAUCAUACUUUUCAGACAAAUGACCAUAUAUGGAACAUCAAAAAUAUAACAAAAGGAUCAAAAUAUAACCGGUCAACUGAAUUCGAAUCGUCUGAAAACUUCGGUUUAGAGUCAUUUUGACAAAGCAAUUAUCUCGAAGGUAUCAUGCUAAUGAAACUGUUUUAACCAAUCGGAUUAGACUUACGUCAGCAUUCGCGUUGCGCUAAGCAGCUGGUUUCCUGGCUGAUAUAAAAAUGUGUGUAACACUGAUCAAGUAGAGAAUUGUAAAAUACAAGUUGCACUAACUUCGCGACACCUUAUGGAAGAAUUAAAGAGAGUCGAUUGAACAAGAACUCGACUGUUUGUUGCUAAAACCUGCUAGUACCCCCAGUAAGGUUCUUCAACAAAGUGGUGGAGAAAUCCGCUUUGUUCCCGUACCAUUUUAUGUCUGGUCGUGGUCAUGGUACUCCGCAAAGGCCCAACGGACCUCUUCGUCAACCUAACAGCCUGCCAUUAGUCCUGAUUAUCCACAGGCUUAAAGAACAUCUGUACAAAGCAGGAGUGCCGUGGGUACCACAAGUAAGCCCACCGUUUUAACUCCCAGCAGAGAAGAACCAGCGCAUUUUAGCCGCACCUUGUUAGGGCGUUGACCCGCAGAAGAUCUUGCACUUUCUAAACCUCCUUACAGACCCUUCAAGUAGAAGCAGGCGCUUGUGCGUCGAAGAAACACACAAAAAGGAAAGGACGACCGAACAAAGGAAUACUGAAAGACUCAAGCCAGGAAAUUGUAAGCGAACAUUAUGAUUCAAUUAUUCCAGUAUCUCUGAUGUAUCGUUAG